This is a messenger RNA of Esox lucius (northern pike), 3434 nucleotides long. Its product is annotated as carbohydrate sulfotransferase 1. The transcript has 2 exons. Gene Ontology annotation, molecular function: keratan sulfotransferase activity; N-acetylglucosamine 6-O-sulfotransferase activity. Gene Ontology annotation, cellular component: Golgi membrane. Gene Ontology annotation, biological process: carbohydrate metabolic process; keratan sulfate proteoglycan metabolic process; N-acetylglucosamine metabolic process. NCBI's taxonomy places the organism in Eukaryota, Metazoa, Chordata, Actinopteri, Esociformes, Esocidae. The record is from RefSeq and is a predicted model, not a curated record. Bases 589 to 1869 code for a protein of 426 amino acids.
UACUCCAAUAACCACAGCUGAUUAAGAAAUAAUAAGCUCCCAGAUGUAAUACGUAAAUGUUUGAAACGCGAGGUCUGUUACCAGGGGGUUCGGGUGGGAGGGUCGAGGGAGGGAUUUAUAUGAAGUCUGGGGUAUUCCAGAACGGACUCUAAUUGGCACACCUCACACACAACCCUACUAUCAUCCAUCCUAGGCUACCACAGGCGAAUUAGUCAACGCAAUUUGGAAAUAAAACUACACGCGGGCUUUACAAAGGCUGCGGCUGAAGCAUCCUUCUCUUAUCUCAGCCCGUUGUUUUGGAGUACAUUUUUCUUCUUCUGCCUUACGCUUCGACUUACCGGCAUUUGUCUUAUUAUGAUAGCAUCCCUGAUUCUGGAAGCAGUUCAAGGCUUGCUAUUUGGAUGCACGGGAGAAGAAGACAGGGCAGCUGCCCUUCGAGAAUGUUUAGUACUAAAAUACCAGCUGGUGACGACAACGUUUUGAACCGCUACAUUGCUUUUCACGAACACCUGUCGUUUACACUGUAGCCUAUUAAUUUAUGAGGAUCUGAACAGACUGCAUCAUCUAUCUAAAUGAACAAAUUCAGCCAUGCAAUGUUCCUGGAAGGCUGUGAUUCUGCUAGCCUUAGUGUCCAUAGCGAUCCAGUACACGGCCAUCCGGACCUUUACUGCCAAGCCAUUCCAAAUGUGUCCGGUGACAGUAUCCAACCCCCUGAACUGUGGCAUGCUGGGGCAGGAUGCAGUGGACUCCUCAUUGGACCAGCGCAUCUGUGACGACUUCCUCUACUUCACCUCCAACGCCUCCAGGAGGACCCACGUCCUCAUCCUGGCCACGACCCGCAGCGGUAGCUCCUUCUUUGGCCAGCUGUUCAACCAGCACCAGGAUGUGUUUUAUCUGUUUGAGCCCCUCUACCACGUCCAGAUCACCCUGCUCCCCCGGUUGUCCCACAGCAGGACAGCAGGGGACACCAGGGUGAUGCUGGGGGCCAGCCGGGACCUUCUGCGUAGCCUCUACGACUGUGACCUGUACUUCCUGGAGAGCUACAUAAAACCCCAGCCGGCCAACCACACUACAGUCAAUUUGUUCCGGAGGGGGGCGAGCAAGGCUCUGUGCUCCCUGCCUGUGUGCGACGCAUUCAGCCCCGGGGAGCCGAACGUCGACGAAGGGGAGUGCGUACGGAGGUGUGGGGUUCUCAACAUGACGCUGGCGUCGGACUCCUGCCGCGAGCGACGCCAUGUCGCGAUCAAGACCGUGCGGAUACCGGAGGUGAACGACCUCAGGGCCCUGGUAGAGGACCCCAGGCUCAACCUGAAGGUGAUCCAGCUGGUCAGGGACCCCCGAGGGAUCUUGGCCUCCCGCAUCGAGACGUUCCGGGAUACUUACAGACUCUGGAGGAUCUGGAGGGCAACUGGAAGGAGGCCCUAUAACCUGGACCUCAGUCAGCUCACCACCAUCUGUGAGGACUUCCUGGGCUCUGUUACCACGGGCCUCAGCAGGCCCCCCUGGCUCAAAGGGAGGUAUAUGCUGGUCAGGUAUGAGGACCUGGCUAGGAACCCCCUCCAGAAGACGCAGGAGAUCUACAGCUACUUGGGUCUGAUCAUGGACAAGAAUGUAGGUGACUGGAUCCAGAACAACACCAGAGGAAGCAACGACCUGUCGGCCAAGCAUAAAUACGGCACGGUUCGGGACUCCGCGGCCAAUGCCGAAAGCUGGAGACUCAAAUUGUCUUAUGACAUGGUUGAUUACACACAGUCUGUGUGUCAGCAAGUUCUACAGGAGCUGGGUUAUAAGACUGUCCGCUCCCAUGACGAGCUGAAAAACCUCUCCCUGACUCUCAUCGAAGACAAAACCUUUUUACCUUUUUUGUAGUAAGGCAAGGUCUAUUACAAUGCACAAAUAUUUUUGAUAUAUUUAUAAUGUUGCCUUAAUUCCGUCCCAUAUUUGCACUAAACCUCAGAAACCCGGUGGACUCCUGUGGUAAGACUUCAGACAGAAUAGUUACAAGAAGCAACAUUUGAGAUUGCCGUUCUGAAUUCGGUAUCCAAGUUUUAUCGACAUCGAAGAGAAACUGUGAUGCUAGAUUUAUUGAAACGAACAACCUACAGCGAAGCGCCAUUCUACGUGAUAUCCCUGAAUGCUGGCAGUUGCAUUGACAAAAAUGAAUGUUGAUAUUUGUAUAUGAAGUGAAGUGGACCUACUGUACAAUGUUGUUAGGGAAUGUGUCUAGUCAUCUUUUACGGAUACAUGCUGAGGUGUAGGCCUGAUAUAACAACCGUGCAAUAAAAAUGUGAACGUUGCAGUCGACCUUAACUGUGCUGUUUAACUGUUACUAAGAGUUAAUUAAGUAGAGCUAAGGAGUGGCCCUUUAAGUUGUGUUAAAUUGAAUCUUGUCAAAUCCACUAUCACCAAAGGGUAAUGAGUGCAAGACAACAGUGAUUGGACUGUGAGCGUGUUCUUAAUGACACCCUACAGUAAAUUCCCCUGUAGUGCACUUCUUUUGAAAAGGGCCCAUAAGACUGGUCCAAAGUAGUGUACCCUACAGAGAACAGGCUUCCAUUAGGGACACGUCAGAGUUUGUCUCCGUUGACCAAAUGUCAGUGAGGUUUAGGAGAAGUGUUGUCUUCCAGGCCAUCUAUUGACACUGUGGAGCAGGCAGGCUUUAGGAGACAGCUGCAGUGGCUGAUUAGUCUCAUACUUUGCUGAUGAGGAAGUAAACUAGCUGCGGUCGUCGCAACAUCAUCAGGAUUUCUUAUCUCUGGAAGGAAUAUCACAGAAUAAAUGUGUCUGUUUAUUUGUAUUUUUACAGCAGUGUAUAGUGUUGCUUGAUGAAACAGGGAUACGUAUGGGCUUGGAACUGACUAUUUAAAAAGUUAUUUAGAAAAUUAUAUUAAAUAUUAAUGGGUGUUGAUACAAUUUUAUUAGUUACCCCUAAAUGACCCUGUUUAGAAAUGUGUGGGUCUGGGAACUAAUUCUGUCAUGCACAUGGGCUCAAAUUGGCAUCAGUUCAGAAGACCUGUUCUACUUUGAAAUGAAAACCCAUCCUUUAUCAGGCCAUAUCGACUUUUAGAUCUUUUUGGGAAACAACUAGAGUUAUCGACAGCACUAGUAUAAUUUAUUUUUGUGUUGCCUACAUUUUUUCAAUGUAUUUUUAUAUUUAUGUUGGCUAUUUACUCCUCUGUUGUUUGGCCAAUCAAUCAAAUGUAUUUUAUAAGCCUUCAUCAUCUGGUAGCUAGGAACGACAAAUGUGUAUAAUACAAUACACUAAGUAAAAUGCAUUUUUGUGGAUCAAGUUUUGAUUGAGAAGUGUUAUUUGAACAGAAUUGAAUCUAAUGCAGUAUUCUCUAUAACCCAAUCCUGACAAUACUAGAGCAAUUACUUUGGGAAUGUUGGAAUGAGAUCAUAUGGCCAAUCAGAUUACUAUUCUGCUAAAUUAA